Molecule: messenger RNA, 1243 nt
Organism: Vicia villosa (hairy vetch)
Lineage: Eukaryota; Viridiplantae; Streptophyta; Magnoliopsida; Fabales; Fabaceae
Product: nucleobase-ascorbate transporter 7-like
Exons: 4
Coding region: 164-634 (156 amino acids)
Molecular function (GO): transporter activity
Source: RefSeq, a predicted model, not a curated record
GUAAUAGUAAACCAAGAAGACACAAUAAUGCACACAGGGCUAUAAAGCAAUCAGUUCCUUUCUUGAAACUCAACUCAAUCCAUACGAGAAUAAAGCAAAGCAAAGCAGAUCUCUUCUAACAAAUUUUUCUAAUUACAAUUACUUUCUUCUCUCAAUUCAAGCAAUGAGACUCAAGAAGAGAAAAAAACUCUAUUCAAACACAGUCCCCAUGGAGCUGGCCAAGGAGGUGGUUGUCUUAUUCUUUUCUUACCACCGCUUUACUGGGAAGCUCCUUACAACAACUAUGAUUUCCUUGAUUAAUAAGAAUCUUUCUUGUGUGAGGAGAGGAGACCGACGUAUUUUUAUCUUGGAUCGCUUUGCGGUCAUUUUCUCAUUUCUGGUCGUGUGGACUUAUGCCCAUAUUCAAACUCUUGCUGGAACUUACAAGAGUUCACAUACUUGUAGGACUGACAGUGCUGGAGUCAUUGGUGGUGCAUUAUGGUUCACUAUUCCCUUCCCAUUUCAAUGGGGAGCUCCUUCAUUUGCUCUUGGAGAGUUAUAUGAUGAUUCCUUUGUGCGUACCAGAUGGUAUAUAUGCAUUCUUUCAUUUUCAUAUUACUUAUCAUAUAAUGCACCACUUUAUAAAUAUGUAUAAACCAAAGUGACUAGACUUUCGAAUCCUUGUUUAAUUAACCGGUUGAAUAACUAUUGAACCAAAUUGAAUAACUAUUGAACCAAAUGAUUAAUAAAAUAAAGGAUUGAAUUAAUAUGCUUUGUUUUUCAAGAAUAUUGCUCAAAUUUUGUAGAUUUUUUUUCUUCAGUUUAACGAUGUGGUCAACCUUUUGUUUUCAUCUGCAGCGUUUGUUUUUUGUAUCUUAGCCAUAUUUUUGGAUUUUAUUUUGCUUUGGAAGAGUGAUCUCUAUAAUCAGUGAGACCAAGACAGCACCUAGAAGGAUCAAUUCACCUCUACGAGAACUGAUAGGGGGAUUGCUGAGUUUUCUCUACCUGUGUAGUGUUAUUGUUGAUUAUUGUAUUAAGCUUAGCUCCAUAUGAUUAUAUGUAUCUUACAGUACUAGCAGUACAAUAUAUAUUACAUGCUAACUGUAUCAAUUCUCCUAUAAUACUAGCAGUACAAUAUAUAUUACAUGCUAACUGUAUAAUUUCUCCUAUAAUACUAGCAGUACAAUAUAUAUUACCUUGUUAACUCUAUCACUUCUCCUAUAUGUUUAGAUGUUUAUACACGUUAAUUCACUUGUGUUUGCUU